Molecule: messenger RNA, 1590 nt
Organism: Raphanus sativus (radish)
Lineage: Eukaryota; Viridiplantae; Streptophyta; Magnoliopsida; Brassicales; Brassicaceae
Product: phosphatidylglycerophosphate phosphatase PTPMT1
Exons: 6
Coding region: 370-1374 (334 amino acids)
Biological process (GO): protein dephosphorylation
Molecular function (GO): protein tyrosine/serine/threonine phosphatase activity; phosphatidylinositol-4,5-bisphosphate 5-phosphatase activity
Source: RefSeq, a predicted model, not a curated record
UUAAGAGAAAAGCAAAAGAAGGAAGGUUGAGUAGAGAUUAGGCAAAAAAAAAAAAAAAAAAAAAAAACUUCGAUCCUUAAAAUUCGAAACUUUGAUCUUAGGGUUUCGAUCGAAUUAAUCCAUCAAUCGACUCUUCCAGAGUCAUCUCCGUCUCCUCGUCGCCUGAUCGAUCUGAUCAUGAUUUUGAAUCCGUCAAGAUUUCGAUUUCACCUCUGCGUAUCGUGUAACACGCUUUAGGGUUUCUCGUUGUUGUGAUCGUGAAUAAUAAUCGUGUUUCUGUGUAUAUAUAUAUAAAAAAAGUGAGAUUUUUUUUUAGGGUUUGGGGAGGUUUUUAGAUUGUUUGUGUGUGUGUGUGUGUUUGAUCUGAAUAUGUAUAUCGAAGAAGUGAGUGAGAAAGGGGAGAGAUCGGUGGAGGAGGAGGUUAGUGAUGGAUUGGUGAGCAGUGGAGGAGAAGUGGUUGUGUUGACGACGACGACCAAAAUGGCACUCGUUGGUGUUGGUGCUCGUGCCUUGUUCUAUCCCACUUUGAUUUACAACGUUGUUCGGAACAAGGUUGAGGCUGAGUUUCAUUGGUGGGACAGAGUGGCUCAGUUUAUAUUACUGGGAGCUGUUCCGUUUCCAUCUGAUGUUCCACGGCUGAAGGAGCUUGGUGUUUGUGGAGUGAUCACUCUGAAUGAGCCGUAUGAGACUUUGGUUCCAUCAUCUCUCUACAAAUCUUACUGCAUUGACCACCUGGUGAUUGCCACGAGAGAUUAUUGUUAUGCACCUUCCAUGGAAGCGAUAUGUCAAGCUGUUGAUUUUAUCCAUAGAAAUGCUUCGCUUGGGAAGACGACUUAUGUUCACUGCAAGGCGGGUCGUGGCCGCAGCACAACUAUCGUCUUAUGCUACUUGGUGCAACACAAGCACAUGACACCUGAAGAAGCAUAUGCCUACGUUAGGUCAAUCAGGCCUAGGGUGAAACUAGCUUCUACCCAAUGGAAGGCGGUUCUUGAGUACUACAACGUCAGGGUGCUGAAUACUACCACCGAGAGUUCCUCUACUGAUGCGACUUCAGCUUUGAUCCCGAGAAGUACGAAGCAGGUUUGUUCUGGGAAUGUGGUUGUGUUUGAUGAUGGUUCGGUGGUGGUAGUGACCCACUCGGAUGUAGAGGGCUAUGAUGAUGAUGAUGACUCACGGAAGUCAAUGAGUGUUGCUGCUGGGAACGAGUUAUGGGCGGCAGCUGCAGAUCUGAGCAUGGUGUACCGGGUGAAAGUGGUGGGGCAAGCUGCGUUAGCGAGGAUCUCGUGCAUGUGGCUGGGCUUGCGCGAGGAUCAAAAGCUCUCUGGGAAAAAUCUUUCCGUGAGUGGUAUAAGCGUCGACAUUUCUGUCUACUGAUGAUGAUGAAAAAUGGUGCAGGGGUGAGUCUUGGCGAGCGUAGUGAAUGUUGCCCUUUUCACUCUUCUCCUCAGUAAAAAAGAAUAUAAAUAAAAAGGGGUCAAAUUAGAUUAUAGAAGACGAAGGUUUGUAAACUCUGCAAACACAAAAAGACUUGGUUUUGUGGUCUGGGUAAUGUAAUGAAUGAAAUACAUGAAUUAAUCUUAUUUUCAAGUA